Molecule: messenger RNA, 699 nt
Organism: Ylistrum balloti
Lineage: Eukaryota; Metazoa; Mollusca; Bivalvia; Pectinida; Pectinidae
Exons: 1
Coding region: 1-699 (232 amino acids)
Biological process (GO): nuclear export; negative regulation of Notch signaling pathway; Notch signaling pathway
Cellular component (GO): cytoplasm; nucleus
Molecular function (GO): tubulin binding
Source: RefSeq, a predicted model, not a curated record
AUGGCAGAUACCUUUGUGAUCACAGGAUCACGGCCCCCUUCAGCAAGGACAAGGUCACGACAGAGUCAUGUGAGUUACAGCAGACCAAAAAGUGGAUAUCGUAAAGUGGCAGAAUCUUCAGAUGCAGAUGAACUCUUGUUUGGCUCAGAAAAUUACUCAUCACAAAGUCAUGUUCGUCCUGUGGAUCACUACCAACAUCCCACACAAAGUUCAUUCCAGCAUUCUUCACAGGGAUCAUCUGGUACUCUCUGGGCACAGCCAGUUCCUGUGAUAAAACAAAAGAAACAACAACCUCUCCUCUGGGCUCCUUCAAAUCCAGCAUCAGCAGGUUCUCAUUCCAGUCGAGAGUCAAAUUUCGCUUUAAAAUCUUCUCACACAACACUGGAAUCAACGAAGUCUAAAUAUCGUCCAAUGAAACACACACCUACCUAUGUUGAUGAGACUUUAUUUGGACCACGUUUGGAGGAACCAUCAUUUGAUGCACCAUGGGAUGAAAAGAAGAACAAGCAACCAUUUUUAUUUUCCUCCACUGACUAUACAAAAAUGACGUAUGGUGGUCAGGGAGCAGAGAUUGAACCAUAUUCGGUUGACGGGAGACCUCCAUCCAGACAAGGUCGACGACCAGCCAGCACCAGAACAAGGCCUUGUACAGUGGAGAGUACGGGAGUUUCUAGCACAAAGACUGUCUGGAAACCCUAG